UUUUUCUCCUUCCUCUCUCUUGGUUAUUCUUUUAAUAGCGGAAUUUACUCCAGCGACCCGACGAGAAGCGAAUCGCUCGGGGCUGACUGCGAGAGGAGACAUUUAACACAAGGCAUCUUUUGUUACCGCGAUAUGAUUUACAGCAGGCGUCAGCUGCCGUGGACUCACACUGAGAAAAUAUGUGUAUCUUAAAUAAUAAUAAUGAUAAUAAUAACAAUAAUGGUGAUGAUGUGAAAGGGAGGGAGAUUGGAAGAAACGGCGGGCUCGGCGUCUCGCAUCGUCUCGGACAUCAAUUUAACAUGAACCCACAUCACCUUACGUAACCUACAUCAGCGGCUCCCGGGUCCUGGUUAUGGCCAGAGAAUAGCGGGGCUCUUGCCGCUGCAGGUUUCGGAUGAUUGGGGUCGGUGCGCCUGGAUUUCACUGGGCGAUGCGGAACCUGGAGGGGUGUUAAUGCGGCUGUCUGCUUGUAAACAAACGCGAUCGGCGGAGUCGGAGAGGGAGAAGACCUUGAAAUCGGGCGCAAGGCAGUGAGUAAUGUUAGAUCAGGAUGGCGCUGUGCAGAGAUGUUCCACAUUGCUGCUCCUUUUACGACCCUGCUCCCCCCCAGCCCCCUCCACAACCAUGAGGAGAGGACAAGUCACAUCCAAGGCGCAGGGGGAGCCGUCUAUUUACAGCUGAGCCGCUCUGAUCUGCCACAACAAUAGCUUCUGUUUUCUCCUCCUCCACUCCCUCCCCAUCAGCCUCGGGCGUAAUCAAUAAUCAGAAAUAUGACGCUUAUUGUGGCUAUAGAUUUGGAGCCAGAAAACUGAUGAAUCACGCAUCGAUCGUAAUGUCUGCCUCUCUCCUGAGAGGAAGGUGUGUUGUUUGUGGUAACCCGGAGUGACCUGGCAGCAUGCGGCGUGUGCUGUGUUGUCUGUGCCCUCCUCACAUGCAGCCUCCCGCAGCGAUGCCCCAGCAGAGAGAGGUCUCGGCUCCGUCCCUCCUCCGCCGCCUCGGCCUGGUACCCGCCCGCCCCCAGGCGCCGAAGAGCGGCCACAGCUUCCCAUGAAGCCACCACCGGAACUCAGCUCGACCGCUCUGCAUGGGGCCUCUCACAUGUAAACUGACAUGGAGGAUGAAGAUGGGACUUGUCUACUUGAUGUUUUGUGUGACCCCCAAGCCCUGAAUGACUUCCUUCAUGGAACCAGUGAGCUGCAGACUGAAGACCUGCUCAUUAGCUCCUCCUCUGGGGAGCCCUCCCUCUUCACAGAUGCCCCGAGUCCCGUCUCUCUGCUGGGAGACAGCAGGGACUGCACGGACACGCCUCCACCUGGCUGUGUGGACCUGUCCUUCUUGGAGGAGGCUCUGCUGUCCUCUCCGGAGGGCGCAGAGGACCCGGAAGCUGUGCAGCCACCUGCCGAGGCUGGAUGUGAGGCGAAGGAGGAGGAGGAAGUGGGGGAGGCGGAGGUGGCUUGUGAUAUCCUCCAGCAGAGUCUGCAGGAGGCUGAAAUCACCGAGCAGACCAUGGCCCUGGAAGCAGGACUGGCGCAAGCAGGAGACGUUUUGUCCCUCUAUCCCCCCACUCCUCUCCUCUCUCCACCUGCUGUGCCGUUCAUACCCAAGUCUGUCACAUUGCCCGUCGCCCCGACGUUGCCCAGAGACACCCAAGCCGCGGUGGAGCCUCCUCAGCCCUCCCUGCUGGCAGUGGGACCGGGCUGCCCAUCACUAAAACCGGCCACCCCGGCUCAGCUGAUGGGACUCCUGCCUGGGAAUGUGUUUCCUGCUCCGUCUCCAGACAGUUCCUUCUCCCUGAGUCCCGCUCAAGGCUCCAGCAUGAUCAUCCACAAGGCAGUGCCUGGUGUCCCCAAUCGGCCCCUCAUCAACCCGACUCUCAGAGCCACAGCGGCGCCGGCGCCGGGCAUCGUCCUGCAGCGUGCCCCGCUCCCCAUCCAGCCCAAGCUGCCCAUCAGCAUCCAGCCCAGGCUGGUGCAAAUCAGCCCCAAGCCCUCGGGGCAGAAAGCGACCUCUGGUCUCACGUUCGUCCCGGCGACUGCCUCGUCCAACAUCUUACUGUCCCAAGCUCCCGGCCAAAAGACCGUAGCUCCACAGCCGCAGCCGGCGCAGCAGCUCUCCAAGCCGGUCAGCCUGCAGCUGGUCAACCAGGGCGGCUCAUUCGUGCUCCAGCCUCAGGGACUCUUCCAAGGCCAGAACCAGUUUCUUCUUCCGGGCCAGUGUCCCGUCACAAUCUCCCAGCCUGCCAGAGCAGUGCAGCCUCUCCUUACCCCCAGUCAUCAAGGCCCUUCCGUUCACGGCAUGGCUGCCUCCACUGGGCAGCUUGUGGAUGGCUCUCAGAUUCUAACCGUACCCCGAAGACAGCUGAACUUCAGCCCAGUCUUCACCACUCCUACAGGGCAGCUAGCUCUCCGCCAGGCCACUGUGCUUUCAGGAUCUCUGCAGCUGCAGCCGGCCCCCGCCACCGUCUUCCAGAUGCCAGCACAGCUGGCUGGAGCUUACGCCGCAGGAGGGCAGGGGCAACAAGCCACCCUGGUCCACAGUCCUGCUCUUGGGAACCACAUCACCCUGAUCAACAGUUCAGGGGUGCUUCCCCAGGAUCUCACUUCCAUCUCGAUUGUCAACGGCCCCUCGGUUGUUCAGGGACUGCCGUUCGCCGCUCAGGCUGCAGCUCCACAGGCGGGAGUGACAGACGGGCAGCUGAGCCUUCAGCGGGCCUCGGUGGUGCUGCUGCCUGAGAGGCCUGUUCAGGAGGAGAGGAGCGGCUCAGAGGAGGCUUUCCACCAGCUACAAAAACCCUUUGGACACGUGGUCCAGCACAUCUCUGUGCAGCCCGGCUCUGCGGGGCUCCAGUCCUCUCCUCCUCUUCCUCAGGUGGUUGCGGUCUUACAGCCCCCACCUGAGCCUCCUCAUGUCCCUGAAGCAGCUGUGGAGACGCCCAAGCUCCUGAUGCCCUCAGCAGACCUCAGCCAAGUCGUGGAAGAGGUCGCCCACUCGAUGAGUCAAAGCCAGGACUUUAUGCAACACAUGCCACAGCAGGAAGCGCUUAGUUCUCCCAUCCCAUCUGAAUUAUUGGUCGGAGAUCUGCCAGUGGUUCCGAUUGAACCCCUCACCUCCCCGGCUGGCAGCGACGGAGCCAGUCCACCCCGGAGCGGAGCCGCGUCUGAACCGGACGCUCACGUGAUCUCCGGCCGGCACUGUGAGGUUUCCCCGCAUCCCUCGGAACCGGAAGACGCGACGAUGAUCUGCUCCCCGUCUCUGGUUCAGGACGCCGCGAGACCAGCUCCGGCGACGUUCUCCCCUCCUGUUGGGCCUCAGACGUCGGCCUCCCAGGCCCACAUGGAGGCUCCAGUCCAGUACCACGUCCCGCAAAGCUUAUUUGCGGAGACCCAGGCGAAUGUCCAGAGUGUCUCCCAGCCUCCCGGACAGGUGCAGCCCCCCGUCUCCCAGCCCCCGUCUUCGAGCUGCACUCCCGCCCGCCGCAGCCCGUCCCCUCUGCAUGUCAGCGUCCCGGUGCCUCAGCAGCAGACUGCGCCCGCUUCUCUCUCCAACGAGGGAGACGACUCUGCUGUCCAACAGCACACACAAAACAAGCCCACAGCUGCCUUGGAGAGUAAGAGCUACACUCUCAAUGUACAUCCACCCUCUCCUGCAGAUCGACUUCAGGGGCCUCCCAACCAGUGUGGCUCCGUCCAGCACAGCGGCAAAAAGCUGGCAGAUAAUCUGGAACUGCAGCGAGAGGAGAGGCUCACACCAGCAACGCGCAGACACAGAUUCCAGCAGCAGCUCUGUUUGGACCACGGAGCCGUGCAGAACCCGUUCACCCGGCCGGCGUUCGCCACUCUGAAAGACGCCGUUAGACGCCUGCUGCCGUACCACACCUGCGCCGGUCACCUGCCCACUCAAGACGACUUCAGCUUAGUGGAUCAGGAGUUUGACUCUGUAUCUGGUUUCCUGCUAAAACGCACCAAGGACAUGGUCAACAAAUACAGGCAGCUAUUGGUUAAGGAAACCCAGCAGGAGAGUCCGUCGGCAGAGAUGGUGAUGCUGGAGCGUCUCUUCCUCCAGGCCGAGAGGUACACGCUGGCGGAGGAGAGACGGCGGGCUCGCAAAGAUCCAGAAACGUUUAUGACAUCUUUGGUGACGUCAGCGUCUUCCCCUCACAGUGCCCAGUCCUCUGGCUUCUCUCACGCACACUCUUCUAGCAGCCCCUCCUCCCCGCCAGCCUGGGCACGAUUGACCGAAAGACCCCCAGGACUGAAGACCUACCGCUCCAGCUCACGUGGAGCUCUAAGACUCACUAUCAAGCAGGAGUCAGGCUCUCGCAAAGUGAUCCACAACUCAGCCUGCGAUCCGGGACUCAAGAGGGACCACACGGGGCAGCUGACAAACGGCGGCGGAGGUGUCAAUGAACGUCACCCCCAGGCAACCAACGGAGCUCCUCGGCAUUCCCAGUACGGAGACGAAAUGUCCGACGGCGCUCUUGGCUGUAACGCCGCAGAACAGGUCCCACAGACGGUGCCCGACUCCGAAGCAAAGCCUCCGAUUCCCCUUCCGAUGACGGAACCGGAGGACGUUUGCUUCGAGAUUGCCACCAGAGACAUCGGCGCUCCAAAGCUGAAAUGCUACAAGGUGGAUGUGUCCCCUCAGCCGGAGCAGCGCUUCAGCCCCGCGUCCCUGCCUUUCCAAGAGGACAACAUCCUCAGCGAACAUCUACAGAGUGCCAUAGACAGCAUACUGGAGCUCCAGCGCCUGCAGGGCCCCUCGGUGGCCCCGGGCAGGGCGGCGCCAGGCCCUUCACUGGACCAGCCAGUCACCAGCAUCCUGGGGGGACACCUGUGAGGUAACCCCACAGGGGUCAGUACAAAAAUGUUGACGGCGAUGUUGCUUGAACUGAUUGUGUGAAGGAAGAAAACAAAGAAUAGGCACUAUAAAGAAAUGCAUACCAGACAACAGCACUAUCUAUAGUCGGAUAGAUGUUAGAUACUUCAUUUUUGAUGUAUGUUUGUGGAAAAAAAAAGUCUAUUUGAAUAGGAGCUAUAUUGUUUCAGUGGUAGUUAAGUCCUUCAGAGGUUUACGACACUGGUGUAACCUUCAUCAGCAUAUAGUAUAUAAGUAAUAGUGAGGAUAAUAAAACAUGGAGUAGACUGAGAUUAUUCAAUAGUUUUUUAUAAGAUUUCUUUCAAAAUUGUGAAGCUUUUUUUUUCUUUUUCUUUUUUUGCAUAGUGCCAACCUUCCAGGGUAUUUAUUUUGAUACUUUGUGCCAAUUGCGUUUUGCAUUGAGAAAUGCAGUGAGUGUGUGAGGUGUGCGUGCGUUCUCGUUUGAAUUAGUUCGCGUGGAUUCGGAAGAGUGCGUGUGUGUGUGUGUGUAAAAGCAUCGGCUCGUGCGUCGGGAUGGAACACACACACGCAUAAAUAAAUAAAUAAAUAAAAAUCCCGCGUGCGCCGUCAUCCUGGCUUAAUGAAUGAAACUCCAAAGAUUUUGUGACUUGUUACAUCCUGAAUACACCAGCAAACGUCCACGUCGUGUCUCUUCCCGCAAGCUGGAGUCUGUCCUCGUUAAAAUAGAAAAAAAAGAAACAAAAACAAACAGAACCCGGUGGGGCACGGAAACACAUUAGGCAGUCGUGUUUUGUUGCUAUUUUUUUGAAAGUUUGGGCCAUUACUGGAGUCGAACUGUGAAAUACUGCUAAUUUUGCAUCUGCAUUCGGAGGCUAGAACAGUUUCCCCUACUGUAUGUAUGAACAUGCAAGCAAUAAUAAGUUAGGGUUGUUGGGAGCCGCGAUGGUGCAGGAGGAGGAAGGAGCCUGUUUAAUAACUGGGCCCAGGUAAAAAUGCAGAAAUGAGAGAUGCUUUAUCGUCAUGAGGGCCUUUGCUGUUUAGAAAAUAUUUCUAAUAUGUCUCAAGGGCUUAAGGUUGACUUAUUGGCAUCAAUGACCAUAAGAAAUGUUCGGUUUUGGAAAGAAAUACACCAAAACUAAGAAGAAAAUCUAGAAUUCGAGCCUCUCCGCAUCAUCAGCCUUUGACCAAAAACACAACGAAUCAUCUGCUUCACUUAAAAGUUUCUUUAAGCUUUUUUUUUUUUUUUUUUUUUAUCUUUGCAGCUUCUUAUGUUAUUGUGACAAUCUAAUCAGCCCUUGUGAAAAUGUGAAUUCUGUUGCAUCCGAUCUUCGCAAACUCUUCAUAAAAUGUGAGAAAAACGUUCGCUGUAGGUUAAUCUGUAGCUUGAAGGUCAACGAUUGAACUGUAAAAACAGGAACACGUCUGUCUUACUUAUAAAACGGACCGAAAACACGCUGCAGAAAUUUGGAUGUUAUGUAUGGAGUCAUUUUUGUGUCUUUAUUUUGCAGUUAAGAAAUAUAAACAUAUUCAUAUCAUUAGAAUGUACAUUCAAAUAUUCGGCUAUUUGACUUACAGAGAUUCUUGGCUAUGACUGUGUAAAAAGAUGGCUCUACAUGUUGUUUUCUCCUUUUCAAUGGUAAUGAGAUCUUGCAUCACAGAUCUAAAAAAAAAAAAAAAUUUGUCUAAAUAAGAAGCACAACUUGUAGCUUUAUGUUGAUUUCCGUUCACUUUAAAAGCUGCAACAGAAAUCUCACAAGGACUGCAUGUCAUUGACCUUACAACUUAUAACUGCAACGAUGUAUUAAUCUUAUCAGCAUCCGGAACAAGUAUUGCUCUUUGGUAUUAAGUUAAAUCAAUUGAAAUGUGAAAUUUUACUCAAGUGUGUCCUCUUCCCCAUUUGUAUUUUAGAUGUAUUAUUUAUGUCCCGUUUUGCUCUGCAAUUUGUUUGCAAUAUAACUACACAAAACUAACUCCAUGCAAUUAGGGGUUAAGACAACUUGACUGAAAAUUUGAAUUAGCACAGUGUGGUCAGUAUAACAUUCCUCGUGUGAAACGUAACCACAAAUAAGACAGGGUGUGUUUCUCAAGCUGUUGUAACAUCUUGGUGUUAGAAAAAGAAAAAUGGUGGCAACAUCCGGAAAUGUGGGGCUAAAUGGCUUUUUUUUACCAUUGUUUUCUUGAAUUGUCUGAGUCUUUUUUUGUGUGCGUGUUUAAAUAGUCUUCUGUCACAUUGAACAAAAAGUUUUAAUAUGCAGUAAUUUAGUGCUGAAACUAAAUGUACUAGUGUUGGUGGACACUUUAAAAGAGCGUCACAAAACACGGCUGUAUGCUAACACCGAAGUUAGCGGCUAGCGGCAGUCAGCUAGCUUGGUUGGAGAAUUUGCAAUCACUUACCUGCUGGCUUAAGCUUUAAAUUCGUUCUCUAAAAUUUACAGUGACUUAAAAACGUAAUUAUAUCCCUUGAAUAUUUUUUUCAAAUUGCAGGUUGUUACGUUACAACCUGGAAUUUCAUUGUAUUUACUUGGUAGCUGAGGCGAACCACGUUUUACAGCCUGUUCGAAUAUCAUUUCGCCAUGUCCCCUUACGGGUCCCUUUUCAGGACAAAAUUAAGCUAAAAAAAAAAACAGAAGUACAGAUGUUCUGGAUCUUAUAGUGUCUCAACCUACAUUGGUUUCAGCAAAAAUGCAGUAAAGAUGUCACGACAGAUUGCACUCUGUCACUGCUACACUUCUUUAAGGGGAAUUCCUGUUUUGUUUUUGUUUUUUGGGGUAAAAUAUUUCCCAAAGUUCUCCGUUAUAAUUCAAGGCCUCUCCACCAUUGACGGAAUCCCCUUGGAGGAAGCAGCCUCAUGUGCCAUUGUUCUUGUCGCAGUGUCAAACACUGCCCUUUAGAUGUGUAGUCCGUCUGGAUCAUCGGAUAAAAGGAUUCUGCAUGUUGAGCCAUUUUAUUUAUUUGUAAAUGUGCUUUAUUCAGCAUUUCUGACUGAACUGUGAAACCAGGGGAGCUCAUAACUAUACGCUUAACUUCAGAGAAGAAGAAAAGAAAAGAAAAAAAAAAAAAACAUUCGACUAGCAGAUUG
Messenger RNA from Xiphophorus maculatus (southern platyfish), 7915 nucleotides. Its product is annotated as BRD4-interacting chromatin-remodeling complex-associated protein-like. The transcript is spliced from 13 exons. NCBI's taxonomy places the organism in Eukaryota, Metazoa, Chordata, Actinopteri, Cyprinodontiformes, Poeciliidae. Gene Ontology annotation, cellular component: SWI/SNF complex. The record is from RefSeq and is a predicted model, not a curated record. Bases 1111 to 4836 code for a protein of 1241 amino acids. Gene Ontology annotation, biological process: positive regulation of DNA-templated transcription.